Messenger RNA from Papaver somniferum (opium poppy), 564 nucleotides. RefSeq names its product serine/threonine-protein phosphatase BSL2 homolog. Bases 1 to 564 code for a protein of 187 amino acids. NCBI's taxonomy places the organism in Eukaryota, Viridiplantae, Streptophyta, Magnoliopsida, Ranunculales, Papaveraceae. The record is from RefSeq and is a predicted model, not a curated record. Gene Ontology annotation, molecular function: hydrolase activity. The transcript is spliced from 6 exons.
AUGAAUCCUGUCAAGAUUUUUGCUGAUUUGCUAGGGCAAUUUGGGGGCCUUAUGCGUCUCUUUGAUAAAUAUGGUUACAUCGACUACCUCUUCUUAGGGGAAUAUGUUGACCUAGGCCAACUCAGCUUGGAAAUGAUUAGUGUUUUGCAUGCAUUGAAGUUAUUGCUUGGGGUCGAGUAUCCACAAGAUGUACAUAUGAUUCGUGAAAACCCCGAGGCAGCAGAUAUUGAUGCUCUGUUUGGAUUCACGAUCGAGUGCACUGAACGGAUAGACGAAAGGGAUGAUAUUUGGGCUUGGCACAAAAUAAAAAGGUUGUUUAAUUGGCUUCCUUUGGCAGCUAGAAUUGAAAACAAAAUCAUUUGCAUUGCAUGGUGGCAUUUGUCGCUCUAUAAAUCACCUGGAAUUAACAUGAUCAGUAGUUCUUAUGGAUUUAUCAUGGAAGUCGCAUGUGAACCAAGGACACAGCACAUUGAUGCUCUUCUUGAUAUCAUUUGUGAAAGCUUCCUGGUUGAACUGUAUAUGUACCUCCAUAAUUUUGAAGUUGCUUGUCUCAAACUCGCUUGA